Molecule: messenger RNA, 1356 nt
Organism: Histoplasma mississippiense
Lineage: Eukaryota; Fungi; Ascomycota; Eurotiomycetes; Onygenales; Ajellomycetaceae
Exons: 6
Coding region: 1-1356 (451 amino acids)
Molecular function (GO): catalytic activity
Source: RefSeq, a predicted model, not a curated record
AUGAAGUCGUAUCUGACAUUGAGAAGUAUCGCGAGGAGAUACAACCCUUUGCUAUCAAGGAACCAUGCUCUGGCAACACCGGCUAAAUGGCGGAGUUUCGUAACUGCCGCUACAACAACUGCUCAGAGCGUUGAUAAUCUCCCACUUGCGGGCAUUCGCGUUUUAGAUAUGUCACGAGUUCUUGCGGGACCAUAUUGUACGCAAAUACUUGGGGAUUUAGGUGCGGAAGUCAUCAAGAUCGAGCACCCAACCCGCGGCGAUGACACCAGGGCAUGGGGACCACCUUUCGCCAAAUAUAAAGAAGACGGCAAAGAGGGACCAGGAGAAAGCGCAUAUUAUCUAUCGGUAAACCGCAACAAGAAAUCUCUGGGACUGUCUUUCGCCCAUCCUUCCGGUAUCGAAAUCCUCCAUAAGCUCGUGAAGGAGUGCGACAUUCUGGUGGAGAACUACAUCCCCGGAUCACUAAAGAAAUACAAAAUGGACUACGAUACCGUGAAAGUUAUAAACCCAAAGUUGAUUUACGCGAGUAUUACGGGGUAUGGGCAGACUGGACCUUAUAGCCAACGGGGAGGGUACGAUGUCAUUGUCGAGGCUGAGAUGGGCUUGAUGCACAUUACUGGUUCUCGAGACGGACCUCCAGUGAAAGUUGGUGUCGCUGUCACGGAUCUAACCACUGGACUUUACACAUCCAAUGCAAUCAUGGCGGCAUUGCUGGCACGAGCGAAAACUGGGAAGGGCCAACAUAUCGACGCGUGUUUGAGUGACUGCCAGGUCGCUACGCUAUCGAAUCUGGCAAGUUCUGCACUGAUUAGCGGCGAAAAGGAUUCGGGGCGAUGGGGAACUGCUCAUCCUUCCAUCGUACCUUAUCGUGCAUAUGAAACGAAAGACAGCGAUAUACUUCUUGGUGGCGGAAACGACAAACUCUUCGGGGUACUGUGUGACAGACUAGGCCAACCGGAAUGGAAAGUAGACGAGCGUUUCGUCAGCAAUAACCUUCGAGUAAAGAAUAGAGAGGUCUUGGAUAUUAUGAUCGAAAACAAGACAAAACAGAAGACUACUCAGGAGUGGCUCGAGAUAUUCGAAGGCAGCGGCAUACCGUAUUCCGCUAUCAAUGACAUUCAGGGGACCCUGAACAACCCACAUGUGCUGGCCCGAGGGAUGGUUGUGGAGAUAGAGCAUCCGAGCUGCGGACCUAUAAAGUUGGUCAACACUCCUGUUAAGUUUUCCGAUGCUAAGCCAGGUAUAAGAACAUCGCCACCAAUGCUGGGUCAGCAUAGCGACGAUGUCCUUAGAGAUCUUGUGGGUCUUGGAGAGGACAAGAUUGCGCAAUUGAAGGAACAGAAAAUCGUUGCAUAG